Microdochium trichocladiopsis is the source of this 828-nucleotide messenger RNA. RefSeq lists its product as uncharacterized. The transcript has a single exon. Lineage: Eukaryota; Fungi; Ascomycota; Sordariomycetes; Xylariales; Microdochiaceae. Bases 1 to 828 code for a protein of 275 amino acids. The record is from RefSeq and is a predicted model, not a curated record.
AUGCCCUCCACAAGCGCUGGCUUCAAGUUUCUGGCCUUGCCUCUCGAGACUCGCCAGCAGAUUUACAGGCUCUGCGUGCCUCAGAAUCUCCUGAUUGGGAGUGAGUCGGUCGAACGAGAGUUCGCUCGCUUCGAGAACUUUGUGCACUACGACGAUAGCAACAAAGAAGUCGUACACGGCCUUGACAGCUGCUGCCGGGCUUCCGACGCCGCAUGCCCUCCAAGAUUCACCAAUCCUCGUCGGCGCGCCAUUCCUGGCCUUCUUCUCGUCUCCCGCCAGGUCUCUGCAGAGGCGCAGAUUGCUAUGUACGCCGGAAACACCUUCCAGUUCUUCUUGAAUGGCGCUAUGGCGGCCCAUUCCGGGGACGGCAUCGCCAAGUUCUAUCCGGAGACGAGAGCCAAAAUGCGGAAGCUCAUACUCUUCACUGGCGCUCCAUUUUGCUACCUCAACUUUCCGAAUAUUUCGCCACGGUACGACAUAUGGGAUGACGCCUUGAAAAACAUUUCGGUCCUCGGCGUCGUCGCCCUGCCGCCACACUAUAGCAGAGGCAGGUUUUGGGCGGCCGAGGAGACGAAGCACGUGGAGAUGAAAGAUAUCGUCGACUACCUCUCUGGCGUACUCCCAAGGACCGCCCGGAUUGUCGUCGACGCGGACCGGUAUAGCGACACGGUGCAGAUCUGGGAGGAGGGUCUCCCCGGCCGCUGUCACUUUCAGCGGCUGCGCGCGGGGACAUGGGCUUCGGGAGGGGCCUUUACCCAACGGCCGACUCUGACUCUGACUCGGAGUAACGGCGAUGAUCUCAACCACUCCGAGGCCCAGAACAGAUAA